Drosophila bipectinata is the source of this 1803-nucleotide messenger RNA. RefSeq lists its product as uncharacterized. NCBI's taxonomy places the organism in Eukaryota, Metazoa, Arthropoda, Insecta, Diptera, Drosophilidae. The record is from RefSeq and is a predicted model, not a curated record.
UGUCCUUAUAUUUUUCAGUUAUUCGUAAACUUUUGCCCGGUUCAGGCUUUUCCAAAACGGAGCGUAAAUUUAUAUUUUGUAACUAAAAAUUAAAUUCAAAAAUUUAAUUUAAGUAUGAACUGUGUAAUGUGCCAACGUGCCAUUCUUCGGCCCUUCUCGCGGGUGACCACUCCGCAGGUCUGUGUGUGCAAAAUGGAGCACUACCAAUGCCUCGAGUGUGACGAAAGCAUGGCCUGCCACUGCGGAUUCUGUGGCGGGACCACACACUUGCUCAGCGUCAAAUUGCACCUCGAGUUGGCUAUGUCACCACGCACGACUUCUCCAACCUCACAGCCAAUCAAGAAAGGAAAGAUAGUCCUCUUCCAGAACGAUAAUCCUGCCAACUUGUCAGUCGACUCCAAAAAAAACCGCGGAAACUACGUUUUGGAGAAGAAAAGGGACCUUUUGGAGAGGAAGCGCUCCCUAUCGGAGGUAGCAGAGCGAAAGGAUGUAGGGGUGAUGACGCGAAGUCGCAGCAGUUCUGUGGCCAAUGAGAAGACUAUUUGUACUAAAUCACAGCGCGAGGCCAAUGCCAAAUCAGCCAAUCCGACCGAGGAGUCGGAACCGACUUCACAGAAUUUCAUGGUCCCAAAGGAUCCUCGAAACAGUGAGCGUGAUGGAAAUCUGAGCGGCGUCUCGUUGUCAGUGAGUUUGAAGAAGGCGUCGAAGCAGGUUAACCCGGCUUUGUUAAAGUUAGAGCCUGAAAAGAAGGAGGUCGGCACCGAAACGGAGCGCGGGAAGAUUGUGUUGCCGGUGAAGUAUGAUGUUCUUGGCCGGCCACACAUCUACUCCUUAUCACUUCUAGGCUCCAAUCCUCUCAACGCAAAUCCGAAUGCACUUUGCAACUUGAUUUCCAUGGUACGCCGUGUGGUCUAUACGGGACGCACUUGGCAGGCAUGGCACUCGUCGAUCGUGUCAUGUCCGACAGUCUACUUCGAUAAGCUCAUGAAGCUUCGCAAGGGUGUGAUGUCGGUGCAACUGCCGAUCGCCAUGGAGGACAUGUUGAAGAACUUUAAUGUGGCCAAAUGCCCAGAGUUUAAUUGCUCGUCAAGUAUCUUUCUGGAAGAACUAAACGAUCACUUGGUGAAUUGCCAUCGUUUCUGGACCAUCUCAAAGAUUCGUCUAGGGCAGCCAAAGAUCUUCAGCUUGGAUCUUCGCCUGACGCUUCGCAACGUGCCCAAAUGCCAUGCCGUAAUGCUGUUGAAGAACGUGGUCACGGGCUUUGGAAAGGAUGUGGUAAAGGAUCUUCUGCCGAUAAUGGUGAUGAGCAUGCAUAUCAAGCUGGGUGACAUUACGGCCGACCCGAACUCGGAAGAGGAGUUGACCGUAGUAUGGGCCACCACCGUCAACUCGGAGCUCCUGCCUCUGCGCAUCACUCUCACCAUGUGGUCGUUGGAGGGCGAUAGACCCGAAUGCAUUGUAUCCUACACUGGACAGCCGUACGACUUGCGAACCAGCCGCCGCCCUCUGAAGGUUCUAAAGAGCGGACGCGUCAUUAUCCUGACUUCCGACCAGGUGGCCGGGCUGACCCAGAACGGCAACGAGAUGGUGGGAUUUCAGAUCUCCGCCAAGAUGGACGUCAGUCCCAUGCUCACCGAGGAUGCUCCCGAGGACACCGAGACCCAGGAUGGCAGCGACGAUGAGUCCUCAGAUGGAAAUUUAAAGAAUUAAUAAUAAUAAUUUUUGUUUGUUAUUAUUUGAACUCUGUAUGUAUCUAUAUACAACUUGUAUUUUUGUGUUAAUAAUAAUAUUCUAAGCCUUCAA